Messenger RNA from Myiozetetes cayanensis, 743 nucleotides. RefSeq names its product mucin-3B-like. Lineage: Eukaryota; Metazoa; Chordata; Aves; Passeriformes; Tyrannidae. The record is from RefSeq and is a predicted model, not a curated record. The transcript is spliced from 7 exons. The coding region runs from base 150 to 743 and encodes 197 amino acids.
AGGACGUCGUGGACACCAUCGAGACCACGCCCAAGACCAACGGGACGGUGCCGGUGGAGCUCCACGUCACCAACCGCGAUUUCACCGAGGAGCUCAGGGACAGCUCCUCCCCUGCCUACCAGGAGUUCGUCAAGAACUUCACUGAGCAGAUGGACAGGGUCUACAAGGACAUCGAGGGCUACCAGGGCAUCGAGGUGCAGGAGCUCCUCAAUGGCAGCGUGCUGGUCCGUCACACCAUCAUCGUGGCCCUGCUGGUGACCACCCAGAGCCAGGAGAAGCUGCACAACAUCACGGUCAACGUGCAGGAGAAGAUCAAGGAGGGGGUCACGCAGUUCAACUGCACCGACGACAUCCUGUGCUUUGACUCCUCCCAAGUCACGGUCUCGGAAGGUCAACUCCAAUUCGACAAGGAAGCCUAUUGCCAGAGCCAGGCGCCUCAGGGGUACCAGGAGUUCUUCUUCCCCAACCUGACGAGCUCGGGGGUGUCCUGCAUGUCCAACUGCACGCCGGGCACCGCCAGCACCAUCGACUGCCACCGCGGCAGGUGCCAGCUCACCAGGACAGGCCCCCAGUGCUUCUGUGAGGACACCAACCUGUACUGGUACCAGGACAGCCGCUGCAGGUCGAGGGUCAGCAAGCUGGGCGUGGGCCUGGGCGUGGCCGUGGCCGUCCUGGCCGUCACCGUGGUCGUCCUGGCCGUCCUCCUGGCCCUGGCACGGAGGUCCCGCCGGUCCCAGGGGUAA